UAUAGAGAACAUGUAAAGGGCUCAGUGUUUUGUGGAAUAUUUCCUGAUUAUUACUCUCUACAAGCAAUCAAAACAUAAUAAAAAUGGAACCCAAUGUUCCUGGUUCAUCGAGUACAUCGAGAGCUACGAGAUUUAUGAUGGAAGGUGUAGGAGCACGAGUAAUUCGGGGUCCCGAUUGGAAGUGGGGCAAACAGGAUGGUGGAGAAGGUCAUGUGGGCACAGUGCGGAAUUUUGAAUCACCUGAGGAAGUUGUUGUUGUCUGGGAUAAUGGAACUGCUGCAAAUUAUCGAUGUUCAGGAGCUUACGACCUACGUAUCCUUGACAGUGCACCGACUGGUGUGAAGCAUGAAGGGACCAUGUGUGAUACUUGUCGUCAGCAACCUAUUUUUGGUAUUCGCUGGAAGUGUGCAGAGUGUAGCAACUAUGACUUAUGUUCUGUGUGCUACCAUGGAGACAAGCAUCACUUAAGGCACAGGUUCUAUCGCAUCAGUGCACCUGGAGCUCAGAGGUGUCUAGUAGAACCACGACGUAAGAGUAAGAAGCAAGCUGUCAGGGGCAUAUUCCCUGGAGCUAGGGUUGUCAGAGGUGUUGACUGGCAAUGGGAAGACCAAGAUGGAGGGAAUGGCAGACGAGGGAAGGUCAAUGAAAUACAAGACUGGUCAGCUGCUAGCCCUCGCUCUGCUGCCUAUGUCGUGUGGGACAAUGGAGCUAAGAAUCUCUACAGGGUUGGCUUUGAGGGCAUGGCAGAUUUAAAGGUUGUGAAUGAUGUUAAAGGGCAGAAUGUAUACAAAGAACACUUGCCACUUCUUGGAGAAUUAGGCCCUGGACGUACAGGCCCUCAUGGACUGCAAGUUGGAGACCAGGUGAACGUAGACUUGGACUUGGAGAUAGUCCAGUCGUUGCAGCACGGCCACGGCGGCUGGACCGAUGGCAUGUUCGAGUGUCUCGGCACCACCGGCAAGGUGGUAGGCAUAGAUGAAGACCACGACAUUGUUGUCACAUAUCCCAGUGGAAACAGAUGGACGUUCAACCCCGCUGUACUUACCAAGGUGUGUAGCGGCAACCUGAGCACGUCGGCGAGUGCGAGCGGCGCGGCGGGCGGCGGGUUCGCGGUGGGCGACCUCGUGCAGGUGUGCGCCGACCAGGAGCGCGUCAAGAUGCUGCAGAGCGGACACGGCGAGUGGGCCGAGGCUAUGGCCACGACACUCGGAAAAAUUGGGCGAGUCCAACAGAUCUACCAAGACAACGACCUCAAAGUGGAAGUGUGCAAUACAUCUUGGACUUACAAUCCUAACGCCGUCACCAAAGUCGCGUCGUCUGACGGCAGUAUCCCUGGGAACUCAUCAGGUGAACGUAUAUCAGCGUUACUGAAGAAGCUGUUCGACGUGACGGGCGACGCUAACGAGGAGCUGGUGAAGGCGGCCGCCAACGGCGACGCGGCGCGCUGCGCGGACAUACUGGCGCGCAGCGACGGCGCGCAAGCCGACGUCAACGGGGUCUUCGGAGGACACACCGCGCUGCAGGCGGCCGCUCAAAACGGUCACGUGGAAGUGAUCCGCACCCUGGUGGAGGCGGGGGCGGAGGCGGAUGCGGAGGACCGCGACGGGGACCGCGCGGCGCACCACGCCGCCUUCGGGGACGAGCCCGCCGCGCUGCGGGCGCUCGCCGCCGCCGGCGCCGACCUCAACGCGCGGAACCGGCGGCGACAAACCCCGCUGCACAUCGCGGUGAACAAGGGGCACUUGGGGGUCGUCCGCACGCUGCUGCAGCUAGGAGUACAUCCUAGUCUUCAGGAUUCCGAAGGGGACACGCCGCUGCACGACGCUAUCUCUAAGAAACGUGACGACAUGUUGACGCUACUGUUGGAGCAUGGCGCUGACAUGACUCUCACAAACAACAAUGGAUUCAACGCGCUCCACCACGCCGCACUGCGCGGCAACCCAAGCGCGAUGAAGAUAAUGCUGGGUAAGCUGCCGCGGCCGUGGAUCGUGGAUGACGCGAAGGACGACGGCUACACAGCACUACACCUCGCUGCCCUCAACAAUCACGCAGAGGUCGCUGAGCUGCUCGUCCGCGGAGGCGCCAGACCGGACCUGCAGAACGCCAACCUACAGACAGCACUACACUUGGCCGUGGAGAGACAACACACGCAGAUCGUCCGCUUGCUCGUCGCACACGCCGCUGAUCUCAACAUCUGUGAUAAGGACGGCGACACGCCGCUGCACGAGGCGCUGCGGCAUCACACGCUGCAGCAGCUGCGCCGGCUGCAGGACGCACGCGACGGCUCCGUCCUCGCCGGCCUGGCGCACGCGCACGAUAAGAAGUCCUCCGCCUCCAUCGCCUGCUUCCUCGCCGCGCACGGGGCUGACCUCAAUAUUAAGAACAAGAAAGGGCAAACACCUCUAGACUUAUGCCCAGACCCGAAUCUCUGCAAGACUCUAACAACGUGUCGCAAGGACGGUACCGGGCUGACCAGUGAGGUGGGGGCUGACAACGACCAGAUCGCAGGCCCCAGUUCAGCACCUCCCACAGCCGCGCCGGUGUUGGAAACAGCCGGCGACGCGCCGUCAGACCCCACCGCCGACGAGUGCCUCGUUUGCUCCGGCGCUAAGAGGGACACUCUCUUCCGCCCUUGCGGACACAUCUGUUGCUGCAACGUUUGCGCUGCUAGGGUAAAGAAAUGCUUGAUUUGCCGCGCAUGCGUGGAGUCUCGUCAGCGCGUGGGCGAGUGCGUGGUGUGCUCGGAGGCGCCGGCCACGGUGGUGUUCCGGCCGUGCGGCGACGUGUGCGCCUGCGCCAGCUGUGCGCCGCUCAUGCGCAAGUGUGUCGAGUGCCGCACGCCGCUGCAGCCGCCGGGCACUACGGCGCCGCCCCCACCCGCUGCUGCGGCGAACAACAACACCGCUUCUCAUAAUAUACACAAGAUAGAUCUGGAGAAGGAGGUGUGCAGCAACCUGGCGACGGUGCAGGCCAACAAGGGCCGCGCCGCGCCCGCGCCCGCGCCGCACGCCUCCAACAACGCGCCCCCCGCGCCGCCCGCCCCGCCCGCGCCCCCCGCGCCCGACGUGCAGAAGCUGCAGCAGCAGUUGCAGGACAUCAAGGAACAAACAAUGUGCCCGAUCUGCUUGGACCGACUGAAGAACAUGAUCUUCCUGUGCGGCCACGGCAUGUGCCAGAUGUGCGGCGACCGCAUCACCGUCUGCCCCAUCUGCCGCAAGCAAGUCGAGAAACGUAUCUUGUUGUAUUAGAUACUCGAGACAACUGGGGGGUUAAACAGGCCACAUGAAAGCAAUUCAUAUAAAAAGCAAUAUUGCUAUUUGACAUUUCCGCAAAUAAAAGUAAGUGCGCAAUUGCGCAUUUUUUUUAGAUGAAUUUCUUCGAUAUGGCCUUUUUAACCCCCCUGCACAUUGUAUGAAAUUCCUAUAGCAAAUCUAGUUCUUGAGUACUAUCUACCAACUCUAGCUGUUGCUAGAGUGACAGGGAGGGGCGACAGGGAGUUAAAAAUGCCACAUCGGAGCAAUACAUCUAAUAAAGCAAUAUUGCUCCUUGUUUUGUUGACACUGCGCACUUACUUAUACAGGGAGUUAAAGACGUAACGAAAACUUUGUGGGAUAUUUAGACCAUGAUUAGUAUAAAGUGGAAUUUUCCGUCGCAAAAGUAUGGAACUGAAAAUAAUAAAAAACACACAUUUUCAUGAAUUAUCCGAUAGGAAAUUCCACUUGAUAUCAACUCCGAAACAUAGUCUGGAUCAUCUCCCAAGUUUUCGUUACGGUGUCACUAACACCCUGUAUAAAUGACAAAUUGCAAUUUUGCUUUUUAGAUGAAUUGUUUCAAUGUAGCCUCUUUAACCCCAAGGACUUUAUGGCACGUGGCCGCAACGAUCUCCGCAUCCUAUAAAGACGCAUUUAUUACAGUUGUCAUAAAUGGAGGAUGCAUGGCGAUGGUGCUUCACCAGCGCCUGUCAAUGUUAUCCUAAUACUACAACAUCCCGGUCGUCGACCUAUACAGUGUACCAAUGAGACAAAUAUCUUGAUUGACGCGACGCGAAUGUUUCCGCGGCUUGGCAAAUAUUUCACAACGAUAUCAAGUCUUAUAUUAUGUGUUCUCAUAAAACACACAGUGUAUUAUGAAGAAGCUGUCUAUGAAUUUCACCUUUUAUAAGAUAGAAGAGUACAAACAUACCUGAAUUCUCCUUGUGUUUGUGUUUUCUGUCUCUUUCUUACUCACCGCAAGGCGCCCCCGUCAUUCUUCGUCAGGCGCAUUACUUGUCAAAUCAUAGCGUUUAAGAAUUUCGCCGCGAAAUGCACGUUAAGUUUUUUCUGUGCGCAAUUAUAGUGUUUUAACAGUGUAAAACUAUCAAUAUUUGGAUUUUUUGUGUUGGAAUAGCGAGUGUCGGUGAGUACACUUUAAUAAUGAGCGAAUCUGAGCUACGGGAGACUACCGGUGCUUCGGAUGGAGACCGCGACUCUCGCCCCGCGGAGUGCCGGCAAUCAACAGACGAAGAGAGCUCUUCCUCUUCUUCGGAGGAUGAGGAAAGCUCUGCUUCGGUGCCUCCUAAUAAGCGGAGAAAAUGUAAUAACUUCUCAGACCCGCGAAUAGACUCGUUGAUCCAACAAGUAGGGUUUAUAUCAGGUUAUCUCACACAGUUACCGCAGUGUUUAUCCGCUACUAAUACUUCUCAGAGUAACAUUGAUCAACCGGGACCUAGUUCUAGUAGGUUCGAACAAAAUCAAACACCGUUUCUCACAAAUCCCACCACUCCAUCGACAUCCAAUCUUUCUUUGGGAUCUAUCAAGCUAGAUUUUGAUGAAAAAAAGAUAAUACCAACAGCUGAUAAGGAUAGGCUUAGUGAACUUUCGCAACUGCAACAGUUUAAUAGUCAGGGAUGGAAAGGAAUCAGGUACAAGAAAGCAUUGCAAUCCUAUGUUGCCACUCCAGGUUUUAUCGGCCUGAGGGUCAAUGAAGAAUUUUGUAAUAUCACUAAAACAAAAGAGUAUUUGGCAUCUACUGACCAACUGUUAGCAGGAAUGUCCAAUAACAUUUUAGAACAGAGACAAUUAUUGCAGUCUGGACUACAAGGUAUUAUUGACUGGGCUUCAGCAAACCGUAACGACUUAAAUGCAACAACUUUAUUUGAUAAAUUCACUGCUGUAUUUGGUCCAGGCUCUCCUUCUUAUAAGAGUUUCGAAACACUUAUGCAAAUUACUUGUGGGAAAAGAGCAGAAAGUAUUGAGAUUCGUCGAGAACGCAUACUAAAAGAAAUUUCUAAUCCAAAUUUAAAAGCUAUGCUCCAAAAUAUUCCACCCAGUUCUGAAUACUUAUUUGAAAAAGAGGCCCUCACUAAUGUAAUUCAAUCUUUAGGAGGAGUUCGUUCAUGGUUACAACCUAUUGUGCAAACUAAACAAAAACCUACCACAGCUUCAAACAAAUUUCAUAAUAAUUACAAAAAACAAGACCAUUUUGACAAAAAAGCUAAACAUGAGAAAAAGAAUAAAUUUAACAAAAAACCAAAUAACUUUCGUAAAGGCUUCAACACCAAUGUUGGUGUUGGAGAGUCCAGUGGUAAACAAAAAUGACUAUUAUCAGAAAGAAUUCCAGGGGGGGUGCCUGAAAGAUCAUGUUUCAGCAUGGAUAGAGUUAGGAGCCAAUCCAUUUAUACUAAAGUUAAUAACGAAGGGUCGCAUCCCUUUCUUAACACACCCUCCAUUACAAUAUCCCAACAAAAAUGUGAUAAAAAACUUUACAACGAAAACAACACCGGACAUGACUCUAGUAAUAAACGACCUAAAAAACAAAAAGGUAUUGGAACAACCUAUAGAGACCAAUGCGGGUUUCCAUUCGAAGAUAUUUCUGAGACCAAAGCCAGAUGGAAGUGUCCGACCCAUAUUCGAUCUGAGGGGCCUGAACAACCAUGUGUUUACAAAACACUUCCAAUUAAUUUCCCAAGUGGAUGUGAGGGAAUUUCUUCAGAACAACGAUUGGCUAGUGAAAAUAGACCUCCAACAGGCAUAUUUUCAUUUGCCAAUUGCUUCAAGUCACAGACGCUUUCUGCGCAUAAUUUACAAUGGGGAAAUACUGCAGUUAACGGCACUUCCAUUUGGCCUGUCUUCAGCUCCACGGACUUUCGCAGCGGUUUCCAACUGGGUCGCGGAGACCCUUCGAAAAAAGGGAAUGCGUCUUGUUGUUUAUCUGGACGAUUUUUUGAUAGUCAACCAAGAUCAUCUCACACUAGUGGACCAGGUUGCGGAAACCUUAAAAGUCCUAGAGAACUUAGGCUGGCGCAUAAAUUAUGGCAAGUCAGUUCUGAACCCACAACACAAACUAGAGUAUCUGGGCCUAGUGUGGGAUACGGAAUUAAAAACAAUUGCACUACCUUUAAAGAAAAUACAAAAGAUAAAGAUGACAAUAACAAAACUUUUAGAAAAAAACAACAUAAAUCAAAAAGAGACACAGUCUCUGUUAGGGCAACUAAACUUUGCAAAUUUUACAAUACCUCAGGGGAGGUUGAAAUGUCGACGGAUGCAAAUUUUUCUCAAACAAUUCAAAGGCAGACCAAGGCAGAGAAAAACUAUACCCCAAAAUGUACAUCAAGACCUGACUUGGUGGCUAAAAAAUAUAAACAAAAGUUCCAUUCCUCUACACAAGAGCAAGGUGACUCACUUUCUAACAACAGACGCAGCGGAUGCGGGCUGGGGAGCUCACCUCAACAACCUACACUUAGCAGGAACUUGGUUACCACACCAACAAGGUUGGCACUCAAACAAAAAAGAACUGUAUGCAGUGUACAGAGCCAUAAAACUAGAACAAAAACAAUUAAUAAAUGCUCAUGUACUGAUACAAUCAGACAAUCGAACCCUUGUUGCUUACAUACGCAACGAAGGGGGUACCAAGUCGCUAAGUCUGCUGGAACUUACCACAAAACUAAUGGAACUAACCGAGCAGCUCAAUCUCAUGCUGUCGGCCGCAUACCUUCCGGGAAGGUUAAAUGGAAUCGCGGAUCGCUUGUCGAGAAAUCGACCAGUUCCAGAGUGGCACUUGUUACCCCAGGCCUCGGAGGCCAUAUUCAAAAAGUGGGGUGUGCCCGAUAUCGACCUGUUCGCGUCCAAAAAGACGGCAGUCGUCCCUCAAUACGCUACGCUAGACUCCAGAGACGGGUCAGCAAGCUUUUGCGACGCAUUCACCCAAGUAUGGAACUAUCGGAUAGCCUGGGUGUUUCCACCUCCCAGUAUGAUACCAAGAGUGUUGGCUCAUCUGAACGAGGCGAGGGGAACAUAUAUCCUAAUAGCACCAACGUGGCCGCAGUGCUUUUGGAUGGCGGACAUCCAAGCACGGGCCCAAGAAGCUCCAAUGACGAUCACCAACCUACAGAACAGCUUAAUAGACCAAACGACAGGACUAUGUCCACCUCAAGUGGACAAACUGGCUCUUCAAGCAUGGAAAAUUGGGGGUGGUCAGACAAAAUAGGGCACUGGAGCUUAAAUGAAAGAAACCUUUUAAAUAGUAGCUGGCGAGCUUCUACACUUACCACAUACAGUGCACCUAUAAAUAGAUGGCUAGCUUGGUGUAAAAGUCACAAUGUUAAUGAAAAAUAUCCUCAAGGGAAUAAUGUCGCUAGGUUCCUGGCCAAAUUAUAUUUGGAGGACAAGCUGGCAUAUAAAACCAUUUUACUGCACAAAUCUGCAGUUGCAACAUACUGUGCAAAUAACGACCAAAUAUCUAAAAACUUCUUCGUACAUCAAAUUUUAAAGGCCAUUUCACAUGCCAGGCCACAGCCACAGAAAGUACCAAUUUGGAACACAGAAAUAUUAUUUAACUGGCUUAUAACUAAUCCAAACUCUGGCUCCUUGUUUGAUACAUCCAGAAGAUCUGCAAUUAUUCUCUUGCUUGCCUCCGGAAGGCGUAUUCAUGACUUGACACUGUUAGACAUAUCCCAAGAAAAUGUGGAAUUUUCUCAAGAACAACUAACCCUAUGGCCUAAAUUUGGGUCUAAAACAGAUACAGGUCAAAGCAGACAGUCAGGCUGGAUACUAAAGAAACAUGAAAAUGAAAAAAUAUGUCCUGUAAAACAUAUUCAACAACUAAUCACGGUAUCUGAAGCACGGAGGAGUAGUAAUAUUACAAGUCUAUUUAUUUCCAUAACGGGGCAAGUGAAGCCAGCCACAAGGACGAUGAUCGCCGGUUGGAUAAAAAGCAUUUUUAGAGAGGCUGGUAUUGAUGCACCUCCAGGUAGCGUUCGGUCUGCAGUUGCCUCCAGGAGCUGGCUGGACAAUCGACCAAUCGAAGAAAUCCUCAGGCGAGGUAAUUGGAAAUCUUCAGACACAUUUACUAAAUAUUACCGUAGGGAGGUUAAAGAAAAUGCAACUGUUAAAAAUGUUGAUUUACUUUAUUCUAAUUUUAACAGUGUUUAAAAUGUUUACUCUAAUUUUUGUUACAUUUUCUAAAUCUUUACUAAUGUUAGUCACUUUAUUAAGUAAGAAGAAGGUAUAUUUUAAUAAAUACUUAAAAGAUCUCAUUAUGAUUACUCAAAAGAAAUAAUUUUAUUAAGUUUAAAAACUAUAAUACAAAUUUAAUUCAUUGUUAUUUUAAUUAUAAUAAGUUAAGAAUUGGAUAAAUUCACAGACUGAUACAAAGCAUUCUUUUUGAUUAAACUUGCUUUAUAACUUUAUAGAACAAUAGUAAGUAAAUAAAUUAAAAAACUGAAGUGUUUUAAUUAAAUUAAUAUUCUAUUUAAUUCAUUCACAUAGCGUUUAAGCUUACUUCACCAGCAGAUAACAAACACAUCUUCAUAAUACACUGUGUGUUUUAUGAGAACACAUAAUAUAACUGUUUUGCAUUCCAACAAAACAAUUAUUAUGUGUGAAAUAAAACACACAGUGUACACCAAAGUGCCUUGCUGGUGUAUGAAGACUAUGAUUUGACAAGUAAUGCGCCUGACGAAGAAUGACGGGGGCGCCUUGCGGUGAGUAAGAAAGAGACAGAAAACACAAACACAAGGAGAAUUCAGGUAUGUUUGUACUCUUCUAUCUUAUAAAAGGUGAAAUUCAUAGACAGCUUCUUCAUAAUACACUGUGUGUUUUAUUUCACACAUAAUAAUUGUUUUGUUGGAAUGCAAAACAGUUAUAUUGCAAAGAUCUUAAGGGUGUCGGGACCCGUGCUCAGCAACAAUAGAUGGCGUAAGUGUAGCGGCCAUCGAAAUUAUUAUUUUUGUCAUAGAUAAACGAAACUAAAUGAAUUCAACACCUUUUUGCCACUACUUGAAGGUCUAGAGACACAGAGUAAAUCUGAAGAAAAUAGGAAGGAUUUACAAUAUUUUGUUUGUAGGUUCUCGAGACCUUCAAGUACAACGGUAGCGUUACGCCUGUGUACGCAGUGUAUUUUUGUGUAAAAAAAACCUGAAAAAUACGGAAUUCUUAUUCAUUUAUCCUUGAUCCAGUUAUUUACCCCAAUUCUAAGAACUCAAGUGCUACGCCUCAUUGUUACACUGUUAUAAAAAUGGCAUUAGUUACACUCAAAAUCGAAACUUGUGAUGUUGAGUAUAAAUUAGAAUUACUUUUAUGAUUAUGGCACAAUAAGUAGAACUUCUUAUUUAGACUAUAAAUAAAACCAAGGCUCAUAACUCUAGGAAGAAAUUAAAUUAUAAGUUUAUAAACUCAAUUCUAUGCCAAUUUUAAAAGGCGACUUGCUUAAAAAUACAAUUGUUCUGCAUUUAUGUUAUUUAUUAAGAAAUAUUAUGUAAGCAACCUUAUCUACCAACGGUGUAUAACAUGUAGGUAACCUUAUAAAUAGCACUAAUUAAAAUAAGGAAAUUAAUAAUUAUUUAUGUUAUUUAUACCCAAAUUGAUAUGUGAUGUAUCACUUUUUAUCGCAAAUAAAUUAACGUCAAUUAUCACAAGAUUCAUCAAUGCGUCAGGUUAAUUGUUAUGUACUUAUGUAACCAUUUUAAUAUUCUUAUCGAUUUAUAUGUUAUAUUAUUUAUGUCACUGAUAGAAAAAACAAAGUAAAGUUGCACUUACAUUAUUCAAUUUAAUUGAAAAUAAUUAAAAUUAAUUUAUUUGUAUGUAAUUUUAAAAUCUUACUGUAGCAUUCCUUUAACGCAGUUUUAGUAAAUCUUUAACACAGUCAUUCCACUUCACAUAAAAUAAAAUUCAACUCAUGAUCAUCAAGAGUGCCAAAUGCUUUUGCAAUUUGUUAGUGUUUGAUGCAAUAAUAACUUCUGUAAGUGCCUAAAUUACACUUUAGUGUUCUUUAUUUAUUAGUACCUGUCUAGCUAAGAUACCUAUUGUACCCAUUCGCUUUAGUAAGUUUGUAUGAAUUAUUGUUAUAUGAAAAUGUUUAUAAUAAUAUAUA
Molecule: messenger RNA, 10347 nt
Organism: Pectinophora gossypiella (pink bollworm)
Lineage: Eukaryota; Metazoa; Arthropoda; Insecta; Lepidoptera; Gelechiidae
Gene: mib1
Product: E3 ubiquitin-protein ligase MIB1
Exons: 18
Coding region: 84-3248 (1054 amino acids)
Biological process (GO): protein ubiquitination
Cellular component (GO): cytoplasm
Molecular function (GO): ubiquitin-protein transferase activity; zinc ion binding; protein binding
Source: RefSeq, a predicted model, not a curated record